UUUUUUUGUUCAACAGAUUUUUAAGUAUUAAACGAAAUAAAAGGCUUAAAAAUCAACCUACAAAACUGUCACGAAUUUAUGGUCAAAUAGUCAAUAACCUUCAUCAGCAGGUGCGGUAAAACAUUGCGUAUAAAGUGACGACGUGCAAAUCGGCACUAUUUCACCAUACGGAGAAGAAAAAAAAACAUCAUUUCGUGGUGUGUUGAGCGAAUGCGAAAAAAUUAAUGGAUAAUAAAAAUAAAUAACGCAAAAAAAAUAGCAGCAUCAGCAUCACAAAAGCAAACGGAAACGAAAUUGCACAUCAACAAUAUCCAUCCACAUUGCGGAAGCAGUUCGUGUGUUUGGUGGUGGUGAAAAGGUGAAAAAAAACAAAACCCUCCACAAACUCAACUGACAGACAUUUCGACGCGUAAGUGUACGCAUCGGAGUGGUUUCGAGUGUAGUACACGCUUGGAAAAUUGGGAGUAAAAUACUGGAAAGCAGCACAAACAAAAAAAAAACGUACUCACCAGAAUGUGGAAACAACUUGCGGGCGAAAAAAAAGUGAAGCAAGAAAUUAAUAUUUAAUUUCAAUUCAACCAAACGAUCUCCGGGGUCUGUGUGUGUGUGUGCGAGUUUUGUGUUGGGAAACGUUUUCCUGUUUUUUUUGUUACUUUGCCGUCCAUCUGUUAACGGUAGGAAAAGGUGCGAAUUUGGUGGUUUUAUUCCCGGUGAUUUGGAACACGAAUCGUAAUGCCUUUUUCGCGGUAGCGUAUUCAAUUCUCCUUUUUUCAUUCCAUUUCAUCCAGUUAGUCGUAGUAGCUGGUUGGGCAGAGUUAGUGAUCAGUGAAAGUAUUAUUGCAAUCAGCAUUACCAUCAUCGGCGUGUAACGCAUUUGGGAAGAAAUCGUGCGUUAAAUGCGAGUGCGCCCGGAAGGUAUGCAAUACGAAUAAUCGCAAGUGUGGCGCGUUGUUUUGUUUACAGUGUAUAUUUGACAGUACGCGGGAGUGUGUGCUGGAGGCUUAGUAAGAGCUAGCAAACAGCUGCCUUCGAUUGUUUGCCUGAACUAAACGCUCUUCCACAGCAGCGAAGCGUACGAUUGCGUGCGAUUUGUUUUUUCUUCGUGGUGAACCGUACAUAAAAAAGUCGCCAAAAUUUAUCCCCACGAUAUGGACUAUUCGUACCUCAACCAGGCGGCAGCUAGCUUCGACUCUAGCUGCCUCCAGGGUGGUAUGGACCCGACCGGGUUGGGCAAUAUGCCCUGCUCGUACGGGGAUCUUACGUCGUGCAGUCAGAUGUCCCAGGCGGCCUAUCGCUAUACGGCGGCUGCCGCAUCCAUGGCACGGUCGUACAAUCCCGUCGGCACGGGCGUUGGACCGGGUAAUGUGACGAUGAGUGCCCUGCAUCAUGCAGCUGCUGCAGCCGGACCCGGAUCCCAAUGUUCGGUUAUGGGUGGCCGAACACACCAGGACGUGCACAGGGCAUCAAUGUUUCAGACUUCAAUGAAUCUCCAGUCUGGCCUUCCGUAUAAGGUGUACGCCGGCCAUGACUCGGUGCUGGCGGAAAAGCGCAAACAGCGCCGGAUACGAACGACCUUCACCUCGGCCCAGCUGAAAGAACUCGAACGAGCCUUCCAGGAGACGCACUAUCCGGAUAUUUACACGCGCGAGGAAAUAGCGAUGAAAAUCGAUCUGACGGAAGCACGCGUACAGGUCUGGUUCCAGAACAGGCGGGCAAAGUUUCGCAAGCAGGAACGGAUCGCCCAGCAGAAGGUGUCCAGCAACAACAACAGCAGCAGCAGUAGCAGCAACAGCAGCACGAACGGUAGCACGAACAACGGGGGCACCGGUGGCAGCGCUAAUCAAGAUUCAUCGUCCGUGAAGAGCGAACAGAAGUCGUCGGUGAACGGUGGCAGCACGACCCCGAAGGACAUCAAACCGCCCGGCUCACCCUGCCUGUCCGUAACGACCCUGUCCACCACGCCCAACUCGAGCGCCUCCUCCCACCAGUCGAACGGUGAUAUCAAACCAAUUAAUGGAAAACUGACAGACGAACUGAACGGAGCGAGUCUUCAUAGCGGACCGAACCAUCAUCAUCUCGUGGUCAGCAAUGGUACGAGCAACAACAACAACAGUCACCAUCACCACAACAACAACAACAACAGCAUCAGCAACAACAAUAACAACAACAACAAGUGGAACCCGUCCUGCAAUCCGCUGCUACAGAACCAGAAGGCAGCCAAUCAUCUCAGCAUGAAUCAUAACCUCCAAAACCAUCAUCACCAUGCGGUGGCGGCACUGUCCUCCCCGUUUUCCUCGCUGCUCGGUGCGGCAGCGGGCGGUGGUGCGGCCGGAUAUCUGCUAGAUCCGCUCGGUGGACUGAACAAGACGACGGCCGCCAAUCAUCUAUUCUAGGGUGGAAAUGCUUGUUCAGGAGCAAGGGCAGCAGCUUAAUUGGUGGAAAUUUUUGGGGAAGAUGCGAUACUUUGAAUGUUGCGAUCUUUAGAGACCUCUGAAUGCUGACCCCGGACGUCCAGUGAGGAAGGUUGGACACAGUAGUGGAGAAGGUGUAGUAAAUGCAGCAACCAUUCAAUUCCGAAUUGGUACACCUUCUUUUUUCCGUCUUUUGCAUCGGUACGGUAUGAGCUCUCACUAAAAAUAAGUCCACAACAGAGGGUAAGAAAGAGAGUAGAUGAGGAAAUAGCAACCGGUGAAUUAAUUAAGGCAAGAUACAACCCAAACUGCAGGUUACGAUUUGGAUAAGGAUCUGGAGAGGCAAGAGGUAAGACGCAGGUUGGAAUCGAAUGGUGACGAACGAGAUCGACCUGACAGCGACGUCGGUCUGUCAUCGUCAGGCGUAGGUGACAUUAAUCAAAAUGAGAUAAAAAAAACACAGGAGAACAAGAAGAGAAUAAGUAGCACUAAAGGAUACUUCUGAAGUGUGGUGUUUAAGUACACACAAGAGUUCGAAACGUAUUCCAAUGCGAACAAUAUGGAAUGGACAUUUAAGCGAUACGGUCUUGUAUACGGAGUGCAGAGGAGCAUCUAUUUCCGAUUGAUGAUAGGAAUCGUGUUUCGUGGAGCGAGAUCACUUUUAUUGAAGGAAACUAGAUGGUAAAAUUAACUAAUUUAAAUACUACUACUUAGAACUUAGAUGCAUUUGACAGGGGGCGGCAGUUUGUAAAUAGUUUCCCCUUGAAUAGGGAACGCGUACUAAUGCGGGACUAGAAGCAAAACAUCGAAUUCCAAUAACAACAGGUGCCAAUCGGUGUACACAAACACUCACACACACAUAUAUACAGUUGCAGUACACUACAGGGAUCUUACUAAUCCUACGAAAAAAAAAUCUCUUACUAAAACAACACACACAUACAAAUGAAAGGACGUGUUAGAAAUGGCGCGCGAAAUCGACAAUGCGACAUACAAAACUGGAAACGAUCCAAAUAGUAUUCCGGAAGGUGUUGAUGCUAAAAACUUUCUCCCUGUUUGAGCGUAGCGCUAACUGCUCAGGAGUCACUUAAACAUUGUUGUACAGCUCUAGGAGUAGGAGAGGUAGACUUGAUUUGCUUGGUAGAAUUCAAUAGUGGUUCCGUGUAAAUGCAUCUUUCGGGAGGUAACUCGGGAAGGACAUGAGUAUUUGGUUGUUUAUUUUUGUUUUUGUUUUGCACUAGUAGCUGGAAUCGUUUCGACCGAAGAUGACAGUAUGAUCAGAAGAUCAAAAACAGAACACUUAAAAGAAGAAGAAAACAAAACAAAAAGAUAAAAGAAAGAAUGAGUGACGCAACGAGUUCUAAGAUUAGUCCCAAUCAUGUCCAAAUGUAAAACCGAACCUGUACGGAAGUGAAAGCAAAACAAACAGGAGGCUCUCCCCCAAAAUAUUGUACGAUAUACAUAGGUUGAUGCUAAGAGUAAGCCAAAUAUACUAAGAAUCUGAUCAACAACAUCACCGUUUGUAUGGAUGCGUAUCCACCGAAACACACAUACUAGCACACGGGACGCAUGUUUUGUUUGACGUGACGAGAUGGCCCGUCUGUCGAAUGUCUACUCCGCGUGAAGCGAUGAUUCGGACGCAGUGGAAUGCACACUCACUGGACACAAUGCUAGAAGUCAGCAACGGGCUCGGGAUGAGACGACGAUAUAUUUUAAGAUGAUCGGUACACACACGAUCUGAUCGGUGGUUUAUUUUUGUUCGUGCCAGCUCAGGCGUGACCAUGCAGGUGAUUGGUGAAGAAUACUUUCGCUCUUUACGGACAUCGUGUGGCAUGCGUCGUUCAUCUCAGGUUUGCAUUUUUCAAACAAAUACUCCACGCAACCAAUUUCCGACCCAAAAGUUCAUCGUUCUUGGAACGUGAGAAAUUCAGAAAAUGACCAUGUGUGGAAGAUGCUGAGAAAGCAACACUGUAAUACUGUGCUGUUGUCAAGCCGUCCAUACCUGUUCCCGGCUGUAGCGUCGCCGACCAUUCGCGUGCAACGUAUUCAUCUCUAAAUUUAGUCACCGGCGAAUCGGGUUUUGUGUGGACUGAUCCGUCAGCAGUGAUGUCCACCAACGGUAAAAUGACAGCGGAUGUUGUUUCACGCUGCAUUUUAUUGGGCCACUUUAAAAUGUACGUCCAAGCUAAAAGGAAGACUAAAGGAGGGAAGGACCAUUUUUCUGUUCAUCCUCCUAUUAAAUACCAGAUUCUUCCCCGUUUUGUUUGUCCGAAUGUCUUGUCCGGGAUGGCAUCGUUUGAUGUUAGAUACACAACAAAUAAACGCUUUUCGGAGCUUAUCCGGAGGUCAUCAAACGGUAACGGUUGGUGGUUUGGGGACGCUUUUGCCAGAAAACAAACAAAGGGAAGAAUCCAUUUUCACAGCAAAGUGACGCCGCGUUGGAACCGCGUUUGAUCGUAACCUUGAGAUCGUACAGGGUCGCUUAAUGGACGCUCGGGGUUGGAAUGGGACGAUUGGCGUUGUUCUAAAAUUAAAACCAAAUUCUGAAGAGGGUCCAUCGGGGUGGUUAAGAUUUCCGGCCGUUGGUAAUAGUGAAGAUCGGGAACCUUAAAUGAAAUGGAAAAAGUACAUUUUGGUAUGUUCCAUGAAGUCGUAGAGUUAGGAUGGCAAAAGGGUGGGGCUGGUGUAGUAAGAAAAUUGCACAACAGGUGAAUCAUUGAGUCGAUCGUUUUUGUCUCUGUUGUCCAUUUCCUAGUUGCGUUAUUAGUCAGCGGCUAAUGUUGGGAAUGAGUGAGGCACGCAUAUAGGUACGACAUUCCAACUGGAUGAAGCUGCAUUCUCAUUAAGAAACUGGCAAUAUUUUGUAAUUAAAUUACCCGCAUGCAACCAUCUAGAACAUCCACUAGUAAUUAGAGUACAAACAUACAGAAGAUCCUUCGCUACUCACAGACACGAGUACACGAGUGUGUACUAUUCGUGAAACGAUCUGCUGAAAGAUUGGAACCAAUUGGAACGCACUGUAAACAAUUCGCACUUGCGUAUGAUGUAUGUGUGUAUGCGUUUGGCAACAGGCACGUGUUUGAAUGCAGUUUGGUCGAAAGAAAUUGAAUUGCAUCAUUGAUAGUGAAUUUGCCUGAUCUUUAGUAGACAGCAGGCGUAUUUGUUUAGAUGAUCUGGUUCAAUGAUUGAACUGUUGAUUAAGAAUAACAUAACCGCGGUUUGUGUGGUUCAUUUUUCAGCUUGUAUCCUUCACGUAGCGUGUCAUCAAUCAGCUGCAAAAAGCAGACGCUUUCUCUCCUCGCUGACAGUUUAAUGUAGUCUUUAACGAGUAGAAAAGAUCAAGUAAUCACUAAACAUUGAUCUUUUGGCAAAAAAGGCAUCCUCUUUUAUUGGUGUAUUUAUUUUAUUUUUCACUUUUUCCAAAUCUUUACUUGGCUCGAACCAUUAAGAAUAUUUUGGCAGCUGAAUUUACGCAAAAAUUCCACAUUUUCUUCAAUGCCUUCCUCUGCCCUUUUCCAUUUCAAAAACACAAAACCCCCCCAAACGAGCGAACGUUAGUGCGUCUGGGAAAAUCUGUCAUUUGGACGGAAAUAAAUUACUCACGGUAUCUGUCUGUGUGUGAAGCGUGUUCCAUCCAAACGCAUGGAGUUAUCGCCACGUCCGGGAUGCGAACGUUCUCGAAAUAAUGAUGUGUAUUUUAUUGUAAACACGUCACCGGGCCGUGUGAGACCAGUAGGUGGAAUGGAGGCAAGUUGGAGAGAUUCCCAUAAACCUCCCCCGGCUCGUUUCGCAAAACAAGAACAUCGGAUAGGAAUAAUCGACAAAUCCGACGCUCCGUUUCCUUCGUGGAUGAGUUAAUGGUGUGGGAAAGAGAGGUAAGCAACGAAGAAAAAGAUGAUCGAGAGAAAACGUGGACGUUAAAGGACGCCGUACCUUGUCCGUCUUUCCUCGUUCCACCCUUCACGCCUUGAUGUUAGUAUUAAAUUUCGGAAAAACAAA
Molecule: messenger RNA, 6407 nt
Organism: Anopheles funestus (African malaria mosquito)
Lineage: Eukaryota; Metazoa; Arthropoda; Insecta; Diptera; Culicidae
Product: paired mesoderm homeobox protein 2A-like
Exons: 4
Coding region: 1149-2393 (414 amino acids)
Biological process (GO): regulation of transcription by RNA polymerase II
Molecular function (GO): DNA-binding transcription factor activity, RNA polymerase II-specific; RNA polymerase II transcription regulatory region sequence-specific DNA binding
Source: RefSeq, a predicted model, not a curated record